Owenia fusiformis is the source of this 1265-nucleotide messenger RNA. The record is from the annotation of a GenBank genome assembly. NCBI's taxonomy places the organism in Eukaryota, Metazoa, Annelida, Polychaeta, Sabellida, Oweniidae.
AAAGAAUUAAAAUCCGGAAGUCAUGUUUUCUCGGACAAAUAUUCCUGUCUUUCGACGAUUUCUUAAUACAAAUAUAGAUCCAGAGAAGUUGACUCGUGGCCAGAGAUUCAAGAACUACAUGAAGCUGAUCGUAGAUGACUAUGCUACUGUUGGGAAGGAAACAGUUCAAGACAUUAAGGCAAAGCCUUUGAAAUCAGCCUUUAUAUUCUCUCUACUUGGUACUUCAGGAUACAUGAUCAAAACAAGACCAAAUAAACAAGAUUUUAUAACUACCUUAGUGUCAAACACUGAUGAACUUUUAUUAGUCGGAGAUUUGACUCGUAAUCCAGUCUCAAAUGCUAAAAUGGAAGAAAUCAAUAAACUUAACAAAGAAGGCAGGCUACGCUUUUUCAAUUUAGGAGUGUGUACUAUUGUAUGGUUUGCGAAUUUCUCUAGAGAAGUGGACUUGUAUGAGACACAGUGUAAGCAUUUGAAACCUGCAUUUCUAGAUAGGUUUAAUACCAGAUUUGUGGAUGUAGGAGUAGCAGGACAUUGGUUUAACUUGGAGAAAUAUAUGAUAGACUUUGAUAUCAAUUCUACAGAAUGGCCUGUAAUAGAGGAAUCAAAGACUAAGAUUGCAGCAUAGACUGAACCUAUACAGGCCCGUAGCCAGGAUUUGCCAAGGGGGGGGGUUUAGUUUCAAAAUUUUCCAGGGGGUUCACAUUUGACAAUUUUGGCGCAAAUAUGGCUAAAAUCACUUGAGCAAAAUGGUGAAAAACUGCAUGAUUUUGUAAGAAUUUUUGGCCAGGGGGGUUCACCCGAACCAUGCGGACCCCCCCCCCCCCCUCCCCCUGGCCACGGGCCUGCUAUAUAUUAAUCAGAAUAGAUAAACAGAAAGGAUAAUUCAGAAGUAUGCUGGCUAUAAUCAUUUAAAAGAUUAAGAGAUUGAAAAGGAAAAAAGCAUGUUUGGGAUGAAUACAAAUCUAUUUGAAAAUUGUGGAAAUUAAAAUGUGGUGCUUUUACUGUUUUAUAGGUUGAGCCUAGAAAUUACAAUGUUUCUUUUUUAUCUAUCAUGGGAUUUGAUGUAACACUCAAUUUGUGUUUGUAACACAAGUUUGACAUCUGAGAAAACUUACAUUUUACCAUUGUUUGAUAUACAAAUGGAUUAAAAUAAAUUAUUCUAACAUGUUAAAUCUGUAUUUUUUAUUUUGAUAAUUCAGCCAUUAGCAUUAUUAUGUCCCUUUGACAUUUGAAUAAAUCUGAUUGUUAUCCAUGGCUAAAAAAAA